This is a messenger RNA of Daucus carota subsp. sativus, 1686 nucleotides long. RefSeq names its product AP2-like ethylene-responsive transcription factor TOE3. The transcript has 10 exons. Gene Ontology annotation, biological process: regulation of DNA-templated transcription. The record is from RefSeq and is a predicted model, not a curated record. The coding region runs from base 218 to 1540 and encodes 440 amino acids. Lineage: Eukaryota; Viridiplantae; Streptophyta; Magnoliopsida; Apiales; Apiaceae. Gene Ontology annotation, molecular function: DNA-binding transcription factor activity; DNA binding.
UCAUCUUACUUUAUACAGUAAUAAACAAUGAUACGUUUUUAGAAUGCUUAAGAAACGAGGAGAAGAGAGUUAGCUAGGAAGCACUUGUUAACUUUGAAUUUUUCUCUUGCAUUCAUGAACUCAUGACAAUGUCAAAACCAUUCCUAUUCAUCUUCAUACAUUGAUAGAUUUUCAGUUUGUUAAAUAGAUUAAGUAGCUCGAAAGUACUUGACUAAUCAUGUUGGAUCUUAAUCUCGGUUUUACAAAUAUUGAUGCAACUAUCAUGAUUCCUCCUGAACAAGACCGCGAAGAAAUGCAUGAAUCAUUCAGUUCAAAUACAGACAAUGGAUGUGAGUCAAGCAAUGCUGGUGGUGAAAACGGCUAUUCUAUGAAUCAGUCUGAGUUUGUGACAAGGCAGCUGUUUCCUGUGACAGAUUAUGAUCACCUAGCAGAAUGUAGCUUUGCUUCUGAUAAACCGAUUUCCAGUGUCUCUGUCAGUGAAGUUCCGCCUCAAAGGCAAGCUGUGGCAAAGAAGAGUAGACGUGGACCGAGGUCUCGGAGCUCACAGUACAGAGGAGUUACUUUUUACAGGAGGACUGGAAGAUGGGAAUCUCACAUCUGGGACUGUGGAAAACAAGUAUAUUUGGGUGGAUUUGACACAGCUCAUUCUGCAGCUAGAGCAUAUGAUCGUGCUGCAAUAAAAUUCCGCGGUAUUGAUGCAGACAUCAAUUAUAAUCUCAGGGAUUACGAAGAUGACAUGGAGCAGAUGAGGAGUCUAGGCAAGGAAGAGUUUAUACAUAUACUCCGUCGCCAGAGCACAGGCUUUGCGAGGGGAAGCUCAAAAUACAGAGGUGUCACACUUCACAAAUGUGGUAAAUGGGAAGCUCGGAUGGGCCAAUUCCAUGGCAAAAAGUAUAUUUAUCUUGGCCUAUUCGACAGUGAAGUUGAAGCUGCAAGGGCUUAUGACAAGGCAGCCAUCAAAUGUAGUGGAAGGGAUGCUGUGACCAACUUUGAGCCUAGUGCAUAUGAACAAGAGAUGGUCUCUGAGAGGCGCAAUGAAGGCAAUGAUCACAAUCUUGAUCUGAACUUGGGUAUAUCAACCCCGUCUUCUGAAAAUGGUCCGAAAGAAAAUGAAAAUUCAGGGCAUCUCCAAUUUAUUUCUUAUGAUAGGAUGAUGGAAGAUAGAAGAGCACAGAUCGAAAAUGCUGUUACAGCAACCGGAGGCAACCCAAAUCUCACGGGGCUGCCAGUAUCACAACCACCUUAUAUGUGGAACCCUGCAAAUCCUAAUUUCUUUCCCUCCCAUGAGGAAAGAGCAACAGGAAAAACAAUUCAAGUAGGUUCAACAAUAGUAGCCCAGAAGUGGGCAUGGCAAGUAGAUGAUGGUGAGGUCCCUACCAAUCCAAUGAGGAUAAAUUCUACUGCAGCAUCAUCAGGAUUCUUAUCACCGGCUAUCAAUGUGAUAUCCCCGGCUUCAAUAAAACCUCCAACUCACUAUUAUGUUUCAUCUGCUUCCAAUUUUCCGCACUACUUUUAUCAGAUGAAGCCAAAUCCCCAGUAAUUUCUAUACUCUUUCAGCAGAAAGUGUGUACGUCAGACAUACUGCUUAUGCUUAUCCUUGUAAUCUUUUUAUGUAUUGCGAAAGAUUUGAUUUAUUUUAUUUUUUUAUUUUUCUAAAUGAUUUAAAAAAAAAUUAUUGAACUUCAA